Molecule: messenger RNA, 3264 nt
Organism: Rasamsonia emersonii CBS 393.64
Lineage: Eukaryota; Fungi; Ascomycota; Eurotiomycetes; Eurotiales; Trichocomaceae
Product: Protein kinase
Exons: 3
Coding region: 1-3264 (1087 amino acids)
Biological process (GO): protein phosphorylation
Molecular function (GO): ATP binding; protein kinase activity
Source: RefSeq, a predicted model, not a curated record
AUGGUCGCGACAUUUUCGCCACACCGGGAUGCCGGCGGCACCCUCCAUCUCCCCUCCCCGACAGGGAUGCAUCAUGUUGAUGCCAGUUCCGCAAUAAGACAGCUGCGUCGAUCCUUGUCGCGCUCACCAUCCAAGAGUUCGGACUUCCGCCUGCUGCCGUCACGAACCCACGCGCAAACCCCGAAUGCGCCCUUCAUCUCCUCCCCCCUCUCACCGUCACGGAGAACACACCAGGGAAGCCUGUUCCUUGUUCCAACAACAUCGAGUUCAUCAUCAACUCCCGUCGCCAUUUCAUAUUCCCCAAGCGCAAAGAUCAGCAAGCCGGCUAUGCGCCGAACUGGCUCGCUACAGAGCACCCGGACGCGAACUUCUCCCAAGAGCCCCUCCAAACGCGCAUUGAACAUCUCCAGCGAUCAAGGUAAUGCGACUCCCGCCCAGCCUUCAGUGAUCCCCUCCGGCGAGGAGAAUAUCAUCUCAAAGGCCGUCGCAGAAGCACAGGAGAACGGCCCGCCCCCGGAUCACGUCCUUGCCCCGUCGGAGGACACCAGCCUCGCGCCCAAGCCCGCCUCCGCUCGAGUUGAGAAGCGGCGGAGUGGGAAUCUCGGAUCAAUCUCGUCCACCGUCAGUCCUCUAAAACGCAGCGACGGCAUCAUGAAUCUUGAUCAGGCCAGCUUCGAGAGCCCGUCAGCCAAGAGGCGUAGUCUUCACGGCGCCAGCUCGACUUCGGACUUCAACAUCUUUGACAGUACUGAUGACAAUCAAAAUGGAUCCGAACCACUGGAUGGUUCAACGCGCGACAACGACGCGCAAAACAGUGCCGUUCCCCAGUCACCAGCGAGCCCAUUCGCGACGAUUCCAAGGCGAACCUCCUCGUUGAGGAGGUCCACUCUCCAACAGCGUCAAAGUGAUCGGCCCUUUUUCGCUCGAUCACGACUGCUGAAUGCCGAAAACUCCGAAUCACCGCCUGCUAGUCCGGCCGUGAGACACCGGAUGUCUCUCGACAGCAGCCUUUCCAUGGCGUCCGGGCGCGAGAGUCCGUUCGCCUCUUCAGCCCCAUUUUCGUCGGGCAGUUCGCUGUUCUCGUCGAACCAAAAUGGUGCUACAGCAACACCUCAUGCGGCGCAUCCUCUGUCGCGCACCAUCACCCAGUCCUCGUCGAGUUCCAGCGUGGCAGAUGAUUCGCCCACUCAUGAACCCAUCCACAAGGGGGAGCGGCCAAGACCUGUUUUCAACUUCUCCAAGUCCCUUCCUGCCGGUGCUACGAGACCAGGCGCUGGGCGCCAGUUCACUCGGACAGACUCCAACUCGUCCUCCGAAUCCUUUGCGACACCGGAGAAUUAUAAGCUUGUCAAACCUCUUCCGGCCGCCUUCAUGUCGACCGGUUUGAUCUCGAAGAAGAACCGGAACGCCGAAGAUUUGCAGAAUCCGUCGGGUCUCGGCAAGAACAUGCCAGACACACCCUGCAAAAAAUCAACCAACAUGCUUCCCACUGGGCAGAAAGCGCUACCGGUACGGCCCAUUGAAAAACCGAAACUGGUGCGCCAGUCUCUCGCGACUCCUUCUACGCCGUUCAAUUCACAGCAAUCGUGCCCGACUCCGGGUCCCUUUGCCCGGGGUACGGGCAUCUUCGGCAGCGCAUUUGAUCGGCCCGGGACCUCGCGUCGGGAUAGUUUUGUCAGCGUUGACGGCGACGAGUCACAGUCUCCGUCGAUGCGACACGACAACCAGUCGCUCCCGGAUUGUGACUUGCCUCCAACACCGACCAAGCAGACCUUCACUACCAGCCAUGGUCCGUUCUCUCUUGGAUCAGGCACUCUUCAGGUUGCCUCUCUCGAGGGACAGUCAGAACCGCAAGCGUCUACUCCGGGCGCGUUGAAUGAGAAUCUUGAUCAUCCGUCUCCACGAACUCCAAAAGACAGUAUCCUUCCGCCAGAUCCCAGUGGAUUAUCAAUCUCUGCUCUCAAUGACCCGCCAAUGGGUAACGAGGACUUCAACUCGUCCACCGUUACUUUCCCGGCCACUCCAACUGCGCCCCGCGACUACUUCUCUCAGGUUGGAAAACGCCUGAGCCUGUCGCUAGGCGGCUAUAAGGCUCCGGAUGUGGAUCCUAUCCUGACGUCGCGUUUUGAUAAGGUCGAGCUCAUUGGAACCGGCGAGUUCUCGGAAGUAUAUCGCGUCUCCAAGUCUCAGGAUGCUUCACCGUACAAAUCGAUCUUUUCGCUCCCCAACAAGGGCACCAACUCACCGACGACACUGCCAGAAAAGGUGUGGGCUGUCAAAAAAUCAAAACAGCCCUACAGCGGCGCCAGAGACCGUGAACGCCGGCUUCGUGAAGUGGAAAUUUUGAAAUCUCUGACCAAUUCUGACCACGUCAUUUCUUUCGUCGACAGUUGGGAGGAUAAGGGACACCUCUACAUCCAGACAGAAUUCUGCGAGGAGGGCAGCCUAGAUGUUUUCCUUGCCCAGGUUGGAUUGAAAGCUAGACUGGAUGACUUCCGAAUCUGGAAGAUUUUGCUGGAACUGUCUCUGGGAGUGAGGCAUAUCCACAACUCCGGCUUCAUUCAUCUCGAUCUGAAACCGGCGAAUAUCUUGAUCACCUUCGAAGGCGUGCUCAAGAUCGCCGAUUUUGGCAUGGCAACGCGCUGGCCCGCUGAAGAGGGCAUCGAAGGCGAAGGGGAUCGGGAAUACAUUGGACCCGAAAUUUUGAUGGGACGCUACGACAAGCCUGCGGAUAUAUUUGCACUUGGACUCAUCAUGUUCGAGAUUGCAGGAAAUGUGGAGCUUCCCGACAAUGGAUUGUCGUGGCAGAAACUCCGAAAUGGCGACAUGAGCGACGUCCCGAGCUUGACGUGGAGCUCCGAAACCAGCAUCUUCCGAGACGCAUCGGGCAACCCCCUGUCAGAAGAGGCGUCCUUCGAGGAGUUGUGUGCAUCUGACGCUGGGGAAGAUGACCUGGGCGGAACCGACGACAUGGACAAUGCCAAACCUCGACCGCGCAAGCCUGUCCGACUCGUGCGAAGCGGGGAGCUCGUUGAGCCUCCGAGCUUCAUGGUUGAUGCCAACCAUGAUCAUGCUUUGGACAAAAUCGUCCGGUGGAUGAUUUCACCGAAUCCUGAUGACCGGCCUACCGCCGACCAGGUUUUGCAAACUUACGGAGUGCAGUGGGCGGAACGCCGGCGGCGUGCCGGAGCAACUGUCUUUGAAGGCAACUGGGGCCCGGCUGACGAAGUGCUCGCUGAGGAUGCCGAGAUGAUUGAUGUUUGA